UACGAUCUAGAAACUUCCGUCUUCUAUUGUCUCCUCUGUCCUCUCCCCAAAUUAAAAACUCAAGAAAACCUAGAAAUUUCCGAAUCAUCCGAGACAAGAAGAAGAAGAAAGUGAGAAAAAAUGAUGAAGCGUCUGAUGCCAACGUUCAACCGGAUCCUGGUUCAGAAAGUGAUCCAGCCUGCUAAAACCGAAAGCGGCAUUCUCCUCCCCGAGAAAUCCUCCAAGCUGAACUCAGGCAGGGUGGUAGCUGUUGGACCUGGAUCAAGGGAUAAAGACGGGAAAUUGAUUCCGGUCUCUGUGAAGGAAGGCGACACUGUUCUUCUUCCAGAGUACGGCGGCACACAGGUCAAGCUCGGCGAGAACGAGUAAGUUUGAAACCUACUUCUUUCUUU
Messenger RNA from Camelina sativa (false flax), 392 nucleotides. The record is from RefSeq and is a predicted model, not a curated record. Lineage: Eukaryota; Viridiplantae; Streptophyta; Magnoliopsida; Brassicales; Brassicaceae.